This is a messenger RNA of Amaranthus tricolor (Joseph's coat), 948 nucleotides long. RefSeq lists its product as uncharacterized. Lineage: Eukaryota; Viridiplantae; Streptophyta; Magnoliopsida; Caryophyllales; Amaranthaceae. The coding region runs from base 1 to 948 and encodes 315 amino acids. The transcript has 2 exons. The record is from RefSeq and is a predicted model, not a curated record.
AUGAGUCGAUCUUUGUUUCUUCGAAUGGUUGAAGGUGUUACAACUACAGAUCCAUACUUUCAACAACGACCAAAUGCGCUUGGGGAACUAGGCGCGUCUCCUAUACAAAAAUAUACUGUCGCAUUGAGGAUGCUUGCAUAUGAAACAUGUGCUGAUGUAGUUGAUGUGUACAUAAAGAUUUGGGAAAGCACUGCAAGAAGUUGUCUUCUCCAUUUUGUCCAAGCAAUUAGACAAGCCUACACAGAAGUAUACUUGAGAAGGCAAAAUAUCACUGAUUUGCAACGACUACUUCAUGAUGGUCACGGUAGGGGAUUUCCAGACAUGUUAGGCAGUAUAGAUUGCAUGCACUGGGAAUGGAAGAAUUGCCCAAAAGGAUGGAAAGGGUUGUAUCAAGGAAGAAAUAAGCAUGUAUCAAUCAUUUUAGAAGCUGUGGCCUCUGAUGACUUGUGGAUUUGGCAUACUUUUUUUGGAACGCCUGGGACUUGCAAUGACAUAAUUGUCUUGAGAAAGUCUCUUGUUUUUGAUGAUAUUUAUCAAGGUAGAGCUCAUGAGGAUGCGUUGUUUACAAGACGUCAAGAGUUAGCAUGGAAAGAUGUUGAACGUGCAUUUGCAGUUUUACAAGCACGAUUUGCAAUCAUACAAAGAGCAUCUCUUAUUUGGGAUCAGGAUUUAAUAUGGGAAAUAAUGUUGGCAUGUAUCAUUCUUCACAAUAUGAUUGUUGAAGAUGAACGUCAUACAUACAGAAAUUAUAAGGACACAAUUGAAUUCGAACAAGAUAAUAUUCAAUAUGUUGCUGAACCAUCUUCCCAACCACGCAAUACAACUUACCAAGUUCGAGCAGGCAAAUAUAAUAAUUUGACGUUGGAGCAAUAUAUGCAUAGAAGAGAACAAGUUCGGGAUAGACAAGUUCAUAAUGCAUUGCAAAGAGACCUGGUAGAGCAUAUAUAG